Molecule: messenger RNA, 777 nt
Organism: Paracoccidioides brasiliensis Pb18
Exons: 3
Coding region: 1-777 (258 amino acids)
Source: RefSeq, a predicted model, not a curated record
AUGUCCUCUCCGACUAAUUAUACGACGCCGUAUCCUCCAACAGCUCCAUAUGGUUCACAGUUUCUCAAUGGUUCAUCCUCAUUGCCAUACUCAUCUGGAUCUUACGACAUGCGGGCUUCCUGGAAACAGCACGCUAUUGAUCCGGCACGAAUGGAGGAUGUGCAAAGCACUCGAUCCAGUGCUGGUCCUGGUUCCCACUUGGACUCUGGGAAACGGCAUCUUGAAGGUUAUGAUGUUGAAGUCGUCUUUAACGAGAUUAUCGAACGGAGCAGCGCAGCAAUAGAGUUUGCCCGCCAUUUCAGUGCUAAAGCUCACCAAAAUAAUCGAUCUGUGCCUGCAGCAGGAUCGAUGCCCCAGCUCUCAGAGAUCGAUGAGCUUGCACAGAUUAUCCGAAAGUCGGCGGAAGCCUUGGACAAAAUUCGAUGUUACGUCGUUGAACAAACGCUGGCUGAGCAACAGGCAGAACAACGAGCACAGACAACAGUUUACCAACGGCGUGGGCCGUACAAUGAUGACCAAGCGGCCGUGUACCGUGAAGGUUUCAAAGGUGGUGGAGGCGGUUUUGCGGGCGGCGAUUCCAAAAAGCGACGAGGGAAUGGAACAACAGUUCUAAUGGUUUCCUUUUACUCUCUAGAAAGCUGCCCCACCAGGUCGUUGCCACAGCUGCAACCGAGCGGAAACCCCGGAAUGGAGACGCGGGCCGGACGGCGCGCGGACGCUUUGCAACGCCUGUGGCCUACACUACGCCAAAUUGACCCGGAAGUUGGCUGGCAGUAA